Molecule: messenger RNA, 681 nt
Organism: Actinia tenebrosa (Australian red waratah sea anemone)
Lineage: Eukaryota; Metazoa; Cnidaria; Anthozoa; Actiniaria; Actiniidae
Product: early nodulin-75-like
Source: RefSeq, a predicted model, not a curated record
AUGUUAGAUAAUACAAGUAAUAGCCAUGUACCACCGCCCCAAGAACCACCACCACCUAACCACUCUCUUCACAACAUCAGCCAUGUACCACCACCCCAAGAACCACCACCUUCUAUCCAAUCUCUUCACAACAGCUAUGUACCACCACCACAAGAACCACCACCUUCUAUCCACUCUCUUCGCGACAUCAGCUAUGCACCACCACCACAAAAACCACCACAAGAACCACCACCACAAGAACCACCACCACAAGAACCACCACCACAAGAACCACCACCACAAGAACCACCACCACAAGAACCACCACUACAAGAUCCACCACCUUCUAUCCACUCUCUUCGCAACAUCAGCCAUGUACCACCACCACAAGAACCACCAUCUCCUUUCCAAUCUCUUCACAACAUCAGCCAUGUACCACCACCACAAGAASCACCACCACAAGAAGCACCACCACAAAAACCACCACAAGAACCACCACCUCAUGAACCACCACCACAAGAACCACCACCUUCUAUCCAAUCUCUUCGCAACAUCAGCCGUGUACCACCACCACAAGAACUACUACCUCCUAUCCAAUCUCUUCGCAACAUCAGCCAUGUACCACCACCACAAGAAGCAAAAGUUCUGGACAACGAAACAAGCAAUAUGUACAAUGGUUGCAAAAAACAGGGCCAGUCAUAG